Molecule: messenger RNA, 1752 nt
Organism: Lodderomyces theae
Lineage: Eukaryota; Fungi; Ascomycota; Pichiomycetes; Serinales; Debaryomycetaceae
Exons: 1
Coding region: 1-1752 (583 amino acids)
Source: RefSeq, a predicted model, not a curated record
AUGCACGAGAGCAUCAAAGUUAAGGAGAAGGGGCAGGUUUCAAAAGAAGGACCGGUAACUCGCAGCAGUAGUGGCAGUAAUGUGGGAAGCAACUCCCUUGAGGAAGAUUGGUCCAUUAUUUCUUCCUCAUCGGAUUUUGAUGACGAGAGAUCAACAACAAGUUCAGAUGGCAAGCACAACAUUGAAUCCGAUGACCAGUUUGGGUCUCUGGAUGCAGGCGAUGGCUCAAUCUUUAAGGUCCCUAAAUUGGUCCCAGGUGUGGAUAAACAAGGUUCUAUAAGGGCGGCACCUGAUACAAGGAAGUUGAGUGGCGGAUCAGAAGAAUUUAAUGGCUCUCCACUGUCGCUUUCAACAGCAUCGCGUCUGGAUGGUGAUUCUGUGUCUCAUGAAUUGGCAAAUUGGGCUAACGUCGGUUCCAAAAUCAAGUUUUUUGAGAAUAUGAGCAUGUUUAGCGAGUCAAUCAAGCAAAAAUCGAGCGAUUUCUAUUCUAAUUACGCAAAGGACAAGAUUGAGCAGUUGAACAAAUAUGUGAGUGAGCAGAAUAUGUCGGUUGGAUUAGAUGGAGCUGCAGAAGAAGCUGGAUGCGAGAGACAUGGCUUGGAAACUUUAACUGCUGCUCCACAAGCGGAAAUUGACACCGAUAUGGAGGACACAAUAGAGUUGCAAGCGAGAGAGAGGAAGGAGGCAACUGAAGCUGCAAAGCAAGAAGUUUACCAAGAGCCUCCCAUUUCGAACAAGGUGCAAACCAAGACGAACCCUACAUCGCACAAGGUGAGAAUUAUCAAUGCUGUUCAAAAUUUUUUGGAUACACAUUCUGAAUACCUCUGUUACUACCUUUUUGCCAUAUUGGUGGGUCUAAUACCUGCCAUCUAUACGAUCCACCACUUUGCAUCAGUUAAGGCAUCGAAACCGGUCACAUUUUACGACAAAUGCAACCAAUAUUGGACCGAUCUUGUUUAUGAGGACGCGCCUGUUAGUAGUAACUAUUUCGCUUUCCGCACUAAGAAGUUGAAGGUGAACCGAUUCGUAAGCUACAGCAAGCAGUUGAGAACCAGUUUGGAGCCAAGUUUAGCUUUGGUGCGUCAAUGGAGCAAUGAAGUCGUUGCGGAGGCAGUCCCUAUUGUGAACAAUUGGUUAAGCAAGACUCUGAAUGCAGUGAUGUUGGUGAGUAAAAAUUCUCAGCAGUGGCUCAAGGAUGCAAGCGUUGUUGCGCAGAAGGAGCUUGCCAGUUUGAAGGAGUUUGCCUCCCAAGCUGGUGAAAACGCAUCCGUUUACUCCCACCUUGGAAUGAAGUACGCUUCCCGCCAUGGAAAGAUAUUUGCUGGCCAAUUAUCUAACUACACCAUCAAGUCAGUUGAUACCUUGGAAAAAUUGUUAUACUCGUCUCGUAGGGAGGCAGCAGCAAUAUCUAAUAAAGCUGCUAAGUUCUCGGCUGAGUACAGCAAGAUUGCGGCGCAAGUGUCACGAAAAUUUGGAAAAAAGUGGGCAAGGUUAGGAAGAGUGGGACUUCGCAAAUCAAGCCGUCUUCUUCGCAAAGAGAUCAACAAGCUUCAAAAACAGUACCCGGGAUGGCAAAAGGGAGUGGUUUCGAAACUUACUGUUGCCACCAACUGGAGGGCCCUGUUUUGGUCGAAAGAUUCAUUUUUGAAGAAGCAAUUGCGUAGCCUGUCAAAGUUGGUUUUCAAGAAGUUUUCAGAGGUUGCCAAUGCUUACCGUGGGAUAAGUAACGAGAAGGGAUUGGAAGUUCUUUAG